AAUGGUUAUAUUCUACAACAAUUGUUCAUAAAAGUAUAAAGCAGAAAUUAUUUUGAUGCCUUAUAACUAGAAUCGGUGCGAGAACAAAGGGAACAUCAUUCGUUACUUAAACUACUUUUUAUUCCAUUUAUAGGAAGCAAAACAUCUCCUUUGUGCAUCCGCUGCUAAAAAGUUCUUAUGUUUGACAAUAUGAAUUGUGUGAGCCCAAUUGUUUGAGCAAGUAGUGCAAUUAUUAUUAAGGUUGAAACACAUUCUAUUAAGGAUCAUAGAAACAUAAUCAA
Molecule: messenger RNA, 281 nt
Organism: Paramecium octaurelia
Lineage: Eukaryota; Ciliophora; Oligohymenophorea; Peniculida; Parameciidae
Source: the annotation of a GenBank genome assembly